GCUCACCAGAAUGCCCUUCGGCCUCAAAAACGCACCUUCAACCUUUCAGCGAUUAAUGAAUACCGCCCUAUCCGGACUCAAUGGUAUACAAUGCUUCGUUUACCUUGAUGAUAUUGUCAUUUAUUCACCAGAUUUAAACUCACACGUAAAUAAUUUAGCGUCAGUAUUCCACAAACUUCGGAAAUUCAAUUUAAAACUACAACCAGAUAAGUGUGAGUUCCUCAGAAAGGAAGUCACUUAUCUUGGUCAUGUAAUAACAAAUGAAGGUGUCAAACCGAAUCCAGACAAGAUUAAAGCAGUUACUGAAUUCCCCAUUCCUGAAUCCCCAAAAGAUGUCAAAUCCUUCCUCGGGCUCGUUUCUUAUUAUAGAAGAUUUAUUCCAGAAUUUUCAAAGAUUGCCAAACCACUUACUUCUUUAUUAAAGAAAGACGAACCUUUUAUAUGGGAAAAUCCUCAACAACUUGCUUUCGAUGAACUGAAGCAAAAACUUACCACUGCUCCUAUCUUAUCCUAUCCAGAUUUUAGUCAGCCAUUUAACCUUACCUGUGAUGCAUCCAACCACGCGAUCUCCGCAAUCCUGUCCCAAGGUCCCAUUGGAAAGGAUCAACCAGUAGCAUAUGCGUCUCGAACCUUGAACAAAGCGGAAUGUAAUUACAGUGUAACGGAGAAAGAAUGUUUAGCAAUCGUGUGGGGAACUAAAGUCUUCCGUCCAUACUUAUAUGGGCACCGUUUCAAAAUUUUAACGGAUCACAAGCCUCUCAAAUGGCUCUUCAAUUGUAAAGAUCCUGGAUCAAAAUUAGUCCGAUGGCGACUUAAACUCGAAGAGUUUGAUUAUGAGAUCGAAUAUAAAAAGGGUAGAGUUAACAGUAACGCUGAUGCGUUAUCCCGCUAUCCAGUAAAUCCUGUACAACAUUCAACUGAGCCACAGAAUUUUCACAACGAUGAUCCUCCUGCUUCUUCCAGUAAUCGAGAUCCUCCACUUAAUGAUCCAGCACCAUCCCAAGAUCCUUUGCUCGACAUUAAUCUUGAUGAUUUCGGACUCCUUGAAAUCAGCCCUCAUAGUGAUGAUCUCAACGUUGAUUUCGACGUCUUAGAAAUUCCCUCUCCACAACCUGAUACCUUACCUGUCGAAACACCAGGUCCUGCCGCUCGUCCACCACCAUCAGCCAAUACCGGUUCUCCCGUCUCGUCACCUUCUCACGCUACCGCACCUGAAACAGAAAAUAUAAAUAUUAAUGAACAUAAUGUACAAAACAGUAACUACAGUCAAUUUCUUAAAGCAAUUGGAGAUAAAAAUAAAUCUUUUGACACAAACAUUUUGGAACAUAAUGAAAGUUUAACUAAAAGUAACUGUUCAAUAAUACUUAUCCCCACUUCAUUGGAUUUAGAUGACUCAAAUCCGUAUGUGCAAGAAAUCUUAUCCAAAGUAGAUGAUCCAAACUCCUAUGUUGCAGCUGAAAAAGAAAUUUUUAGAUAUCAAAAAAUCCCUUGUAAUAAUAAAAUAUAUUAUUUCAUUUUCACAAAAGUACAUUACUUUGACGAAGCAACUUACCCCGAUAUAUUCCGAACAUUAGAAAAUGUAAAAACUGAACUACUAUCCGAGGCUCAUGUUUCACAAUUCGCUAUAUCAGAUUUCAAAAAUGCGUUUGAAAAACAUUCUUUUGUCAAAAUUUAUAAUAUGCUAACAUACCUUUUUAACAACACUUCUGUCUCUGUAAAUAUAUACCAUAACAACAUUAUUUAUCCUACACCCAGUGAGAUCUCAAAGAUCAUGAAAGAGAACCAUGAUAUUCCUAUUGCCGGACACCUUGGUACUGAAAGAAUGCUCAAUAGAAUUAGAGAAAGAUAUUAUUGGAAAAACAUGAAAUCAGACAUAGAACACUACGUAAAAAACUGCUCAGCCUGUCAAUCCAACAAAGCCUUAAGACAGAUUAAUCGUGCACCCAUGCAAAUAACAACAACAUCCACACGUCCUUUUGAACGGGUUAGUCUCGAUAUAGUAGGUCCCUUGCCUGAAGCUGGACUUAACAAGUUACGAUACAUACUCACUCUACAGGACGAUUUAACAAAAUUCUCUAUAGCAUACCCCAUUUCCAACGCAACAGCUGAAGAAACCUGCGAAUGUCUAGUUCAUUUCAUAUCACUUUUUGGAAUUCCAAAGUCUAUAUUAACUGAUCAGGGCACAAACUUUACUGAAGAACUUUUCAAGAAAACAACGGUUUCAAUCAGCCUCACCAUUGUCGCUUCAGAUAUAGUGCAACAGAUAGACGAGAAUCCAGGAAUUUACUUCGACCCAAUUGGAACAGUUAGAAUCACCAGUGAUGACCUUCACGUUUUGGUUCCGAGUCAGCAUUUUCACGAUGCAGCGAGCCUGAACCUCCAGUUCGGAGGCGCAGUUCAGACCGGGCAUCCAUCCAGUAAGGACCUCUAA
Ostrinia nubilalis (European corn borer) is the source of this 2431-nucleotide messenger RNA. RefSeq lists its product as uncharacterized. The record is from RefSeq and is a predicted model, not a curated record. Gene Ontology annotation, biological process: DNA integration. The transcript is spliced from 3 exons. Gene Ontology annotation, molecular function: nucleic acid binding. Bases 11 to 2431 code for a protein of 806 amino acids. Lineage: Eukaryota; Metazoa; Arthropoda; Insecta; Lepidoptera; Crambidae.